UCCAACUGUAGCACGAGUUUUUUAACAAAAUGAAUUAAUUCGAAUUCCAAUAACAUUACAGCGAUUGGCGAAGCGUGAAACCAAAACAGCUCAUCUAGUCAUCUUAUUUGUGCCCAUGAAAAAUCGAAAACGAUUCCUUCAUUUCUAGAAAACAAUUAGGUAGCUUACUUACUACGCAGAGUGUAUCAGAAUUCGAGGACUUACGCCCCAAUUCCAACCGUCGAUCACACACCAAACAAUUUCAGCCACUCAUCAAUUCCCGCUUUAUUGAAAACAUCCAAAUAAAAAUUUCGAAAUAUAUAUAAAGCCUAGCCUUACUUUCACAAGUUGCCUGCCUUAAUACAAUCGGCGCCGCCUGUGACAAUGUCUAGCGUUGAAGACGACAAGAAGCCAGCAGAUUCGUCGGCACACAUCAAUCUCAAAGUCAAAGGCCAGGACGGAAACGAAGUAUUUUUCAGGAUCAAGAGAAGCACGCAAGUGAAGAAGCUGAUGAAUGCUUAUUGCGACCGACAAUCAGUUGAUUUCAACUCUAUCGCAUUCCUAUUUGAUGGUCGUCGUCUCCGAGGGGAGCAGACUCCAGAUGAGCUGGAGAUGGAAGAUGGUGAUGAGAUAGAUGCAAUGCUGCACCAGACUGGUGGGACGCUGUUUUAUUGUGCUACUAUAUAACUGUUGACACUUCUUUAACAUUGAUUAUGUGGUAUGUAUGGGCUAUUAUUAUGUGAAUGCGAAUCGGUUUUAACUUA
Molecule: messenger RNA, 743 nt
Organism: Salvia miltiorrhiza (redroot sage)
Lineage: Eukaryota; Viridiplantae; Streptophyta; Magnoliopsida; Lamiales; Lamiaceae
Product: small ubiquitin-related modifier 1-like
Exons: 3
Coding region: 364-666 (100 amino acids)
Biological process (GO): protein sumoylation
Cellular component (GO): nucleus
Molecular function (GO): ubiquitin-like protein ligase binding; protein tag activity
Source: RefSeq, a predicted model, not a curated record